Messenger RNA from Pyrenophora tritici-repentis Pt-1C-BFP, 723 nucleotides. Lineage: Eukaryota; Fungi; Ascomycota; Dothideomycetes; Pleosporales; Pleosporaceae. The record is from RefSeq and is a predicted model, not a curated record.
AUGGAGUUUACAAAGGUGCAAGAGAUAGAGCUGCCCGCAGCAUUUGACGCACAUGUGCAUUUGCGCGAUGGGGAUAUGUCCAAGUUGAUCACACCUACGAUUCGAGAGGGGGGUGUGAACCAGGUUUAUGUUAUGCCUAACCUCGUGCCGCCCAUUACAACAGUGCAACAAUGUCUUGAUUACCGUGACAGGCUGCGUGCUAUAGAGCCCAACGUCGAUUAUCUCAUGUCACUCUAUCUGCACGAAUCGAUUACCCCAGAGACGAUUCGCGAGGCCAAGAAAGUGGGAAUCACGGGUGUGAAAUCGUAUCCAGCUGGUGUUACAACUAACUCCUCCUCCGGCGUCCUAGACUACAAACUCUUCUACCCCGUCUUCGCAGAAAUGGAAGCGCAAAACAUGGUCCUCAACCUCCACGGCGAAGUUCCCUCCACACCCCCCUCCGCCCCCUCCACCACCUCAUCCACCACCACAAACCCCGCAAUCACAAUCCUCAACGCCGAACCCGCCUUCCUCCCCACCCUCCUCUCCCUGCACACCACCUUCCCCCGCCUCCGUAUAAUCCUCGAACACUGCAGCACCGCCGCGGCCCUCACCGCGGUUCUGUCCUGCGGCCCAACCGUCGUCGGAACAAUAACCGCGCACCACCUCAGCCUCAUCAUUGAUGACUGGGCCGGCGACCCCUUUUGCUUCUGCAAGCCCGUAGCCAAGACCCACAGAGAUUAG